CAAAUCGCGAAAAUAAUAGCCCUGGGUUAGUCGCGUCAGUCUCCUCGCAUCAGACCACCAUCGCCGCCGUUGCCCUCCCCUCACCCCUUCCCCGCUCCGUUUCCGCCAUGGCCCAACCCGCGUUCCUCUCCUCCCUCCGCUCCCGCCUCCGCUCGCCGCCGCAGCACCCUCACCUCCAGCCCAGCCGCGGCUACCACGUCGAGCUCGGCGCUCGCGAGAAAGCUCUUGUGGAGGAGGAUGUUGCUUUAAAGAGGUUCAAAUCAUACAAGAAUAGUGUGAAACAGGUCUCGAAGAUUGGGAAUGUUCUCACUAUCGCUGUUGUUGUUGCCUGUGGCUACGAGAUCGCUGUAUUGGCAACAAGCACAAAAUGAAGGGAAGCACAAUGCGGGUGCUCAGAUAUCCCAGAAAGUUGAUUCAUCAGCAUAAAGUGACAUUGUGUCACUUCCUGUUUUUGAGCUUCCUUUGUUGAUCGUACCAUGUAAAAUAAAAUAAACUAGGUUAACCUUGUCUGCGAAUAACUCUAUGGUUUCUAUGCCAAGAAUUACUUGUAAACAAGUGAUCCAAGCUUUACAUCUUGAUGAUUGGGCGUUGCUUGACUUCA
This is a messenger RNA of Phragmites australis (common reed), 601 nucleotides long. RefSeq names its product succinate dehydrogenase subunit 7, mitochondrial-like. The record is from RefSeq and is a predicted model, not a curated record. The transcript has 3 exons. The coding region runs from base 108 to 371 and encodes 87 amino acids. NCBI's taxonomy places the organism in Eukaryota, Viridiplantae, Streptophyta, Magnoliopsida, Poales, Poaceae.